UGUUCACGUAUAUGUAAAACCAGAGUAAAACAUUAAAAAUUUUUCCUAAUUGUAAGUUUCGCCCAUUAUUUGUUUCGCGUCAUUGUGCAAUAGAUACAAAUUAGGAAAAUGUCGAUAGGGAUCGAAAACAAUUCCUGCCUAAUGUUACGCGAUGCUCCGAGAGAAGGCGUUCCUCUCGGCGCUCCGUGGAGCUCGAUGAAUCGCAUGCACGCGCACAUACAUAUAUACCUACACCGUGAAUAAUCUCAAUCAUCUGCUCCGCCGUGUGUGACUUCUGUGUGUGCGACCGGAAUUUAAACAUGACGUUUUGAUAGAAUUGCCAUGACAUCACCGGGGGCUCGUUGCAUUUCCCGCGUUGUACAUCGACUCUAAAGACGAAAGUGUAUAAACGCGAACGUCCGUCGACGUGCGUGAUCACGGCCCUGACAUUGUCGUUUUGACAAUUAACGCCACACCUAAGUCACGCUAUUUAUUUAUCGCAAACCUUCCGCAGGCACGUAAUACAUUUACAUACACCCGCGACAUACGCGCCAGCCAAUAACUCCGUGUUACAGUUUGGCUGUGAUUUAUCCGUAAUUUCGUCCCGUAUAUGCACACACAAUUCCCUGUCGGCGAUCGCGCAGGUGUGAUAUUCGUAGGGAGGGCGAAACACACGUCUCUACGAGACCACCUUAUCUCGUAGCACAGGGCAGAGCUCCACGCGUCGAGCGUGCUGCGGCAAACAAUUUGUAUUCAUGCCUUUUUGUCUGAGAGGUAACGCAACAACCUGCAAAAUGGAAGAAUAUUCCGUCGCGUCUGAUGUGUCGGUGGUGGACGUGUACGACAUCGCGUCGGAGAUAGGGAAGGAAUGCGAGAAGCUCAUAGAUCUGUUUGGCGUGGAGUCGGUGACCAAUCUGAUGCCAAAGGUGAUCAACGCUUUGGAGCUACUCGAGAAUCUUGCCACCAAGAACGAGCGCGAGAACACCAUGGUGCAAGAGCUGAGCGCCAAGAUCUCUCAGCUUGAGAGCGAUAAGAUCGGGAAGGCUGAGGAUAGGCAACGAUUUGAAAAGGAACUGGAACAAAUCGAGGAACAUUGGAGACAAGAAUCGCGUGAUUUAGUAGCCAUGGUUACUAGAUUACAAGAAGAGAACAGACGACUAGCCGAAUCUCUGCACGAAUCACGUAGUGAUAGUCAGUACAGCAGUAAACAAACAACUAUUACACCUAGUCAGGAGGUUGAUAUAGCGGUUCUGCAACACUUGAGGUCCAUGAUAGAUAAACAACGAGAACAGAUUCGUGCCAGAGAUCGAGAAUUGUCGCAAAAAACUGCAGAGAUUGAAAAUUUGAGUGCACAAGUGGAGAAGCUGACUGUCCUGGGACGGGAACUGAAACGUAAACAACGACAGGCGCAAAUGCAAGCCCGAGGUUUAGUGGAAGAAAGGGCCGACUUUUUAGCUCAACUGCAAGAUCAGAAUCGGGAACUUAUAAAUCUUCGGGGACGGCUUGGCAUGGCUAGGAAAGAAAAUGAGGACUUGAGUAAAUUACAGGGCUGUCCUGAUUUAACGAACAAAGCAAUUUAUGACUUGGAUGAUCCUGACAGACCCAGAUUCACGACUGCCGAGCUAAAAGAAAUUUUGCACGAGCGAAACGAAUUGAAGGCAAGAGUUUCGGAUCUUGAAGACGAACUGGAAUUGUAUCGACCAAAACCUGAAAUUCCUGAGGAAGAGGCACCCGUGCAAGGACCACUUCCUUAUGAACCAGACGAUGCACCAUGGAAAAAGUCUUCUGAAUCUGGAAUUCGUAAAUUCUUCCGAAAGAUAUUCUCUGAAUCCAGCAGCAGCUUUCUCGGAGGCAGUAGUCCCAGACGAAGUCUUUCUAGUCUUUCAAAGAUGGCCCUAUCUGGUAGUACCUGUGAUACGUCUAUAUAAUGCUUUUUUAAAAAUACGUUGGAUAAUUUUAAGUGAUUAGGACUGUCGAAGACAACCAGGGACGACAUCGCUUAGGACUAGACUUAUUUACGUAACCACAUUCUCUGACUGCUCGAUAUACAUACGAUUUUACAUAGACAAUUUUAACGUAGAUAUCAAUUCCUGUAAGAUAGUUGACAUUGUUGAGACCUGGUUCAUAGUAGAUAGAUGUGCAUGCAAUGAACGAAUAGAAAACGCUAGAUUUAUAUAAAUCUAUAAUAUGACAGACGAGACUUGUGUGCAUGUACAUAUUUGUAUAGAUGUAAAAAAAGACAAUGUGUAUUUAGCUGCACGACCUUCGUACAUCACAUACAUAAGUACGUCACUUUUUUCGUUUUUUCCAUUUUCUCCUUUUUAUGCAUUGAAAUUAAUAUUCAUUGAUAUUAAUAUGACAUGUAGGAUAUUCAUGUAAUGCAUGUAAAAAAGGUAUUAAUACAAUUAGAGAAAUAUUUCAAGUUUUUUUUUCAAAAUUACUAGGUGCGUGUAGUUUUAAAUGUGCAUUGAUGAGGUUCUAAUUGUGUCUAAUGUGAAACAGGUCUCGUUCUUUCUAUAUAUACGCAGAUACCAAAGUAUCCGAUUAUUGUUUGCUAAGCUUUCAAACAGAUUUAUAUUUUAUCUUACAAUAAUUUUCUUUAUUCUAUCGAUUAUCUAUAUAUGAACUAAUCUAUCUAACUUUGCAAUUAAAUGCAAUUUUUAAUGCAAUGAAUUUUACAUUGAGAAGGCCACUUUUUUAUUUAUUAAUUUAUUAACUUUAUAAUUAUUAACUUGCUUUAACAUAUUUAGUAUGUUCAUUGUAUCCAAAUGCAUUUUAUGAUGUGAUUAAAGCACAUAACGUUUGAAUUUAUAUUUUGUUUUUUAUCUUUCGUACAUUGUUAUAAGUAAUAACAUAUAUAAUAAAUUUUUUUAUCUCAUUUACAUUUGCGGACAUGAUAUUGAAUCUAAUAUAUUUCACAAUCUGUGCCAUGUGUUAAUGUAAAAAUGAGUCUAUUUUUCUUUCCACGUUACAAUUGUAAAUAUACUCAUAAAACAAAAGUUGAUUUAACUGUAUAUUCAUUUCAAUGUGAUAUGUUAGAAUGAAAAUAUAUAUUUCUCAAAUAUGUAGAUAUAUGACGAUAUAAUUAAAAAUUGUCAAUACCUAUAUAUAUAUAUAUAUAUACCAAAUAACUAAAAAGAAGCAAAAGUGGAUAUAUUGCUAUUUUAUAAGAGUAUCUAAAUUAAAGUUAAUAAGUAAUCAAAAAAGUCCUCCGCAAUAACAAGAAGAAAAUUAUACAAAUUUGCGAGUGCUAAAAAGUUUCCAUUACAGAAGAUUCGUUGCAAUCUAUGUUAUAUAUAUUAAAGUUAGCUGUUUAUAAAUGCAAAAUAACUUUGUUAUGUGUAGUGCCUAUUUCAGUAUUACUUAUCAACUCUUGAACGAUUUAGUAAAGCAGUAGUAAAACAAGAGACAAGUACGUAGAAUAAACAACAAAUACAAAUUAAUGAACAAAACGUAGUGAUUGUAGCUAUGGAGCGAAAUCAUAGUUAAUGCUCGUAAAUAAAAUACUUUUGACUCAUUUUAUAAAAUCCAAGAUAUUAAAUUAAUAAUGAAUAUAUUUAAAAAAAAGAGGAAGUUAUCCUAGUUUCGUUGAAAAUAUUUUAUAAUGUAAUGGAACAUACAUGCAUAUCAGUGUUUUAUCCACUUUAUAUCGGACAACAUAUUCCCAAAAAUGUUUUGUGAGUAUAUAUCUUUUAAAUGUAAAUUGAAUUUAUAUUUUAUUUUCAUCCUAUAUACAGCGAGAGAAAAAGAUUCGUUUAUAUUAGUAUAUACAGUUUUUAGAUUUUUAUACUAGCAAAAUAGCCAAGGUAGCAACGAAUUAAAUUUUUCGAAGAAUAAAAGCGCCAAUCUCUUGGAAUAAAUAAGAUUGAAACAUUUGCAUAUUUGUUGCUUCCAUGGCUAUAUAAAUAAACUUUCAUUGACCAAUGCGAUAAUUUAGAAUUGUUGAAUAUCUUUAUACAACAAAUAUAUAAAUAUGCAAAUAGGUUUAUCCCUUUCCAUACAUACUCAAUAUAGCAUCCUAUAUGAUUUUCAAAUAAUCUUAGAUGUAAGAUCAGAGAUAAAAAAAGAUAACAUAAAUAUGACACAAGAAUUACAAUGUUGUCCAUUAUAUAUUGUAAGUAGAUAUUAAAAAUCUAGUGGAUUGUAUAAAAAAAUAAAUAGUAUCUUUCUGGAAAAAUGUAUUACGUACAAUGUAAUAAUAAUUUGUUCAUAAAAAAUUAUAUUUUAGUUCGACAAAAUUUGAUUCGAAUAAAAGCUAGAUGUUUUAAUUUUUUAAUGUUUAACUGGUUGUUAAUAAAAUAGGAAUAUAAUCUACAAUAUGAUUUUAUUACGUUCAUAUUCUUUCGUUUACAUCAUGUUUUAUAACAGUUUUAAGCUAAAUGUGAAAGCUGUUUUUUUACAGUCAAUAUACAAUUGUAAAUUACGAAUAAAUUUUACGAUUAUAUUACAUUCAUAUAUGUGAACAAAUUGUUAUAUCCGUCUAAAGUACAGUAUUUGAUUCAAAUUCGUGAAAAUAAUUUGAUACUUUGUUACAAUAAAAAAUUGAGGUCAUUCUUUCUUGGAACAAAAUAUAAAAUGUCCAUUAGCAGCAAAUAUGCCUAAUAAAGGCAUCGUACUAAAGGUUAUUAACAUUUAUUAAUGUGUUUUCGACUAUGUAAUCAUGUCUAUAUUUAUAUGUUAAAAUUAUUUAUAAUACAAUAAAACUUCUCUAUUAUGUUCCCUUGUAAA
Wasmannia auropunctata (little fire ant) is the source of this 4707-nucleotide messenger RNA. RefSeq names its product RILP-like protein homolog (gene Rilpl). NCBI's taxonomy places the organism in Eukaryota, Metazoa, Arthropoda, Insecta, Hymenoptera, Formicidae. Gene Ontology annotation, cellular component: cytoplasm; ciliary basal body. The record is from RefSeq and is a predicted model, not a curated record. Bases 735 to 1907 code for a protein of 390 amino acids. The transcript has 6 exons. Gene Ontology annotation, molecular function: protein dimerization activity. Gene Ontology annotation, biological process: cilium assembly.